Molecule: messenger RNA, 1640 nt
Organism: Paramacrobiotus metropolitanus
Lineage: Eukaryota; Metazoa; Tardigrada; Eutardigrada; Parachela; Macrobiotidae
Product: beta-1,4-glucuronyltransferase 1-like
Exons: 3
Coding region: 173-1408 (411 amino acids)
Molecular function (GO): glucuronosyltransferase activity
Source: RefSeq, a predicted model, not a curated record
GGCGAUUGUGAUUUGUCACUGGAAAUCGAAGCAAAUUUUUGCAGUUUUUCUUUAUUUUUAUUAAUUACCGAAGUUAUGCGGAAAUUCAUGUUAAUGCUCCUUCAGUGUUUGUAUUUUACUGAAAUUUUUAAGUUUUAAUUUUUAAUACCGAAAAUUAUGAGUGCGACUGACGAUGAUCUGUCGCGCUCGUCGACGGAGAUACUGGACUUUCUGUGCUGUUCUCCUUAUCCUCAUCCUCUUCGCAUUCUCCCUCCAUACCCCUACCAACGAAAAACUGCGGAAUAUUUUCUGCAAUGAUGCCGUGGAUCCAGAUCCUCCCGCAGCGGAGCAGUCCUCCUUCGUGUUGGAUACAUCGGGGACCUACCGAAUCUUCCCCGAUGUCUUCUCCGCGCAUGCUCCUCCUCCGGCUCCCGCCGUUCUCACCCUCUUGACGCACACUUCCUUGAAUAAUCUACGCUAUGUACCCCGUCUGGUGGAGCGAUGGACCGCGGGGAUGGCGGUGGCGGUGUUUGUCCCGCCGGGGUUGUUGGGAGAGAUCAGAGAGGUGUUGGAUGGGAUGCGACGGUGUUAUCCCUUGGUUGCGGAGUAUGUCACGUUCCAUGUGGUCUCCCCGGGGGUGGGGGAGAAAGGAGGCCUGGGGCGUCGAGGGAAAGGGGAGUUGCGGGGAUGUAAUGGGUCGCUCCCGCUGCGUUAUUGGGAGCUGGUGAUCAGUGGACAAUGGGCAUCCCAGAACUACAACCUGGACCAUCCCUACCCCAACAACCUCCUGCGCAACGUGGCCCGCCGUUUCACCCUCUCACAGUUCUACCUGACCAUCGACGUGGACAUGCUGCCCAGCGGUGACCUCUACACCGACUUCCUGGCCUUCCUAUCCCCCUUUAACUACACCCUGGCCACCCCUCCGCUGGACCACCAGGUCUUCGUCCUCCCGGCCUUCGAGCUACGCCGCCCGGACACCACCCCGGCGCACAAACCGCAGCUGCUGACGCAAAUGCAUCAGUUACAGGCGCGGCCUUUUUACUUUGAAAUGUGCUGGAAAUGCCAGCAGCCCACGGACUACCGGCGCUGGGAGACGGCGCCGACGGAAGGGAAGAUGGCGGUGGCGUACGACGUGGAGUGGCGCGAUCCCUGGGAGCCGUUUGUGAUUGUGCAUCGUAGUGCGCCGUGGUUUGAUGAGCGGUUCAAGCAGUAUGGAUUUAAUCGCAUUAGUCAUGCAUGCGAGCUGUUCGUAGCAGGCUAUAAAUUCUCCGUAUUGGACACGGCAUUCGUGAUGCAUUUGGGAUUUAAAACCAGCGACAAUUUCCACCAGACGAAAACGGAGGAACUCAAUCAAAAUCGCCGAUUGUUUGCUAUUUUCAAAGAGGAACUGCGGAUGAAAUAUCCGGAUUCCACUCGGAAGUGUGAAUGAAUGGUGUCGGUGGAUUUAUUGACAGGCCAUUAGUUUUAUUGGUUUUUUUAACUUAUUUAUUGUUUUUGCGGACUGUGAUAUUAUUAAACAGUGUGUUUAACCAUGUUUAGAAAUUAAAGAUCUUUUUUAAUUUUGAAUAUUUUAUUUUUACUGCUCUAAUUUUCGGUUGUUAUUGUCGGUUGUGUACAGCCGACAGCGUUGUGCAGUUUCCAAAAUUAAUAAAAUAGAAUUC